Messenger RNA from Polyodon spathula (Mississippi paddlefish), 548 nucleotides. Its product is annotated as protein eva-1 homolog C-like. The record is from RefSeq and is a predicted model, not a curated record. Bases 48 to 533 code for a protein of 161 amino acids. NCBI's taxonomy places the organism in Eukaryota, Metazoa, Chordata, Actinopteri, Acipenseriformes, Polyodontidae. Gene Ontology annotation, molecular function: carbohydrate binding. The transcript is spliced from 3 exons.
UAAAUAUUACACGGAUCUGUCAUAGGGCGCUGUGUGAGAGCUGCGCCAUGCGAGUGUUACAGAAUCUAUUCGGUUCUACAUUUGUUCUGUCCCUAUCCCUCUCUCUCCUGUGCUGCUCAUCUCGUCUGCUGGCAGCUCCUGAUUUUUCAGGUUACCUACAGAAGAUACUGAAGAACCACACGGUCCACGCCUGUGAUGGGGAGCGGCUCACCGUCACGUGUCCCUAUAAAACCUCUGUCACUGUCCUGUCUGCGUUUUACGGACGCCGGGUCCCGAGUGAGAAUCUCUGCCCGACUGUGAUGAACACUUCAGAGGAGCGCACGGACUGCCAGUCCUCUAUAGCCAUUACAAAAGUAUUUGAUGAAUGCCAGGAUCAGCGAACUUGCCAGUUGUCUGUCAACAGUCGUGUUUUCGGCCAUGACCCCUGCCCCAGCACCAGCAAGUACUUGAUCGUGUCCUACAAGUGCAGGCCAGGUGAGGCUGGGGCUGGGCACCGAGGGGUGACAGGUAUUGGGCUGGAGGGUUUAGAGUAGUUUUCCCUCAGGAUC